AUGGGAGGAAACAAACGCAAAGGAGGAGCAGGAGCACAGGAUAACGGCGGAAAGAAGGCCAAGGUCGAUGUUCACAAGAUUGGCAAGUACCUCCCAGGCGGAUUCCCCAUCGACCCCAAAAUGAAGGGUGUCAUGGUCACCUGUGCCCGAGGCAGAGAGACCCAGGCCGGCAAGGAGGCCUGCGACUUGUUGUCCGAGUACGCACAAAAGCUGUAUGGAGACAAGUUCAACGACGAACCAGAGCAGGAUGAGGAUGAGUCUAUUGAGGACGCUAUCGCUCGUGAGGUUGCUCAGGCCAAAAAGACAAAAGGCGGCAAGAAGUUCCUGCCAUUGUCCACAGGAACCGACUGCGUUAUUUUUAUUCGCGCCAUGGACAUUGAACCAUCCAAGCUGUGCCAUUACGUCCUCUCGGAUCUUCAAAAGUCAGGAAGCAAGCGCACGAGGUACAAGAAAGAAAUGAUGUCUCCAGGAGACGACAGCGUGCACUGGAGGUCAUUGGCCAAUAUGCCUAUUCGCCUGAACAAAUACUGCAUGAGAUUCAUUCCUGUUGAUGAGACAAGUUACGCCAACAUGGAGGACAUUGAAACCAUGUCCGAGCGUGUUUUCAAGCCUUACUUCCAAGCCGAAGAUCAAAACCCCACGACUUUCAAGAUCAUUCCUAAGAUCCGACACAACGACAAGGUCGAGCGCGACACACUCUUGAAGAAGCUGGCUGGUAUGGCUGGUCAAGGCCAGAACCACACGGUCUCGAUGGAUGAUCCCGAAUACAUCAUCCUUGCCGAGGUCAUCAAGAGCAUUUGUUUCAUGGGAGUAGUCAGAGAUUACGAAAAGUUGAAAAAGUACAACAUCCAGAGCAUCUUUGAGGCAGCACAAAAGAGCGAGGAGGUACCAAAGGGAGGUGAUGUGAAGAAGGAUGAUGACGAAAAGAAAGAGGAGACAACGACGUCAGAAGCAGCCCCAGAAGAGGAGACCGCAUCUGCCACUUGA
Messenger RNA from Linnemannia hyalina, 987 nucleotides. The record is from the annotation of a GenBank genome assembly. NCBI's taxonomy places the organism in Eukaryota, Fungi, Mortierellomycota, Mortierellomycetes, Mortierellales, Mortierellaceae.